AUGGGCGACUGGAGCUUCCUGGGGAACAUCUUGGAGGAGGUGAACGAGCACUCCACGGUCAUCGGCAGGGUGUGGCUCACGGUGCUGUUCAUCUUCCGGAUCCUGAUCCUGGGCACUGCGGCCGAGUUCGUGUGGGGGGACGAGCAGUCGGACUUCGUGUGCAACACCCAGCAGCCCGGCUGCGAGAACGUGUGCUACGACGAGGCCUUCCCCAUCUCGCACAUCCGCCUGUGGGUGCUGCAGAUCAUCUUCGUGUCCACGCCGUCGCUCGUGUACGUGGGCCACGCCGUGCACCACGUCCGCAUGGAGGAGAAACGCAAGGAGCGCGAGGCCGAGGAGCUGUGCCAGCAGGCCGUGGCCGAAGGCGGCGACAGGGCGCCGCUGGCCGCCGACCAGGGCAGCGUCAAGAAGGGCAGCAACAGCAGCAAAGGCACCAAGAAGUUCCGGCUGGAGGGGACCCUGCUGAGGACCUACAUCUGCCACAUCAUCUUCAAGACCCUCUUCGAGGUGGGCUUCAUCGUAGGCCACUACUUCCUCUACGGGUUCCGGAUUCUGCCCCUGUACCGCUGCAGCAGGUGGCCCUGCCCCAACGUGGUGGACUGCUUCGUGUCCCGGCCCACCGAGAAGACCAUCUUCAUCCUGUUCAUGCUGUCUGUGGCCUCCGUGUCCCUCUUCCUCAACAUUCUGGAGAUGAGCCACCUGGGCCUGAAGAGAAUCCGGUCGGCCUUCAAGAGGCCGGUGGAGCAGCCCCUGGGGGAGAUCCCCGAGAAGUCCCUCCACUCCAUCGCGGUCUCCUCCAUCCAGAAAGCCAAGGGCUACCAGCUGCUGGAAGAGGAGAAAAUCGUGUCCCACUAUUUCCCGCUGACCGAGGUCGGGAUGGUGGAGACCAGCCCGCUCUCUGCCAAGCCUUUCGGUCAGUUUGAGGAGAAGAUGGGCACAGGGCCCCUUGGGGACCUGUCCCGGGCUUACCAAGAGACCCUGCCUUCCUAUGCUCAGGUGGGAGCCCAGGAGGGAGAGGGGGAGGAGCAGCCCGUGGAGGAGGGGGCGGAACCAGAGGUGGGAGACAAGACGCAGGAAGCUGAGAGAGUGAGCAGCGAAGGGCAGGAGACCCUGGCGGUGCUGGAGGGGGAGAAAGUGGAGACUCCCGAGGUCGAGAAGGAGGGGGAGAAGGAAGAGGUGCAGGUUGAGAAGGCCGCCAAGCAAGAGCUGCCUGCGGAGAAGUCGCCUUCGCUGUGUCCAGACCCGACCAGGGAUGACACCAGACCCCUGAGCAGGCUGAGCAAAGCCAGCAGCCGGGCCAGGUCUGACGAUCUAACCGUAUGA
This is a messenger RNA of Hyaena hyaena (striped hyena), 1323 nucleotides long. RefSeq names its product gap junction protein alpha 8 (gene GJA8). The coding region runs from base 1 to 1323 and encodes 440 amino acids. The transcript has a single exon. Gene Ontology annotation, cellular component: connexin complex. NCBI's taxonomy places the organism in Eukaryota, Metazoa, Chordata, Mammalia, Carnivora, Hyaenidae. Gene Ontology annotation, biological process: cell communication. The record is from RefSeq and is a predicted model, not a curated record.